Molecule: messenger RNA, 35337 nt
Organism: Porites lobata
Lineage: Eukaryota; Metazoa; Cnidaria; Anthozoa; Scleractinia; Poritidae
Source: the annotation of a GenBank genome assembly
UAGCAGCCAGAUGGACCUCAGAAAAUUUGCACCUUUUGUCUUUGUCCUAAACCUGGGGAUUCUCCCUCUAACUGUAAAAGGUAUGCCACUCUUCUUUUCAUCGUAGGCUGUUGUAAUCAGCAUUUGUACGUUCUUAUACCUAACAAUAGGCAAAUAUUACCUUUUUCCUUGUAACAUAGUUGAAAAUUGCUAAAAUUUCAAUUCCUGAAAAGCAGUUCAUCUCGGUCGAAGACUUUUUAUUUUGUUAUUUAUUUUUUAAGGAACGCGACAUGUACUUAUUUAGACCUCAUAUAAAGACAGAAGGUCUGACAGCUAAUAUUUUUUAAUUUCUUAGUUCUUCUGAUUUACAACUUUGGAGAACACAACAAGUCCCUCCCUCUCGUUUAAGUGACUAACUCAGUGCUCGAGCUUGCGACUAGAGUACGGUCCAAGUCUCUGAUCGAUGAAUUUUUCCAUCUCAUUUAAUGUGCCAGUUUCUAUACAUUCCACGAUCUCGAGAAAAUGAUUAUAUUACAAAGUUUUCGAUGGACUAAUUUGUUUGUUGUAACUCGGUUCUCCAAAAUAGUACAGUCUGUUCCCGUCAGCGGGCUACCACUUGGAUUGAAGGAAAACGAAACAAAAUUUUAAACACAGACAGGUGAUUGAUUCUUGAUACGAUAUUUCAUAUCCCCAAAAGACCUACAGUGUGAAGAUUUCAAAUCUAGAACAUAAGAUUUUGAUAGUGGGGUGAGAUCUCUGAAAAUAAACCUGCCCCUUACACUCCACACCCACAUUCUGAUGCAACGAGAAAGUUUUAAUCCAUUUCAAACUUUUGAAGACCAUAGUGAUAUCUGGCAGUUCAUCAAACCACCUUUUACAGAAAACCUUAAACGAGUUUUUAUUCUUUGAUUUUCCUAUUUUGGAAUCAGUCAUUUCCGCGCUUCUACCGACGUUCAUAUUUCCUAAUCCGUGCAGCUCUGUUUUAAUCCAAUCAGAGAUGACUGUCAUUCGCGGGCUACCCUUUUGGUGCAAGGAACCGAGCUUACUCGACACAUUGCGUGCGCGCGCGUAGCAAAACGGUAAUUUGAUUAAUCUAGGUAUUUAGAGUUGCUCUCAACAAGUGGAGUAACUGAACAUGAACGAAAAAGGAGCUAGGGGAGAUAAAAUUGGACUUAAAACAAAUCUAAAGAGAGUUAUUACAGUAGCUAUUGUCCGAGUUUGCCAUUUGGACCGCCGCGAUCUUUAUCAAAUAUUGUCCAAAUCAAGAGUGAAACAUUGAAAUAUGAUGAUAAAGGUAAAGCAAAAACAAUAUAAAAACUAGAUGAUAUCAAAAUUUGCAUAAAGACACUUACCUCCAAGGCGAGAAUGCCAUUCGCCAAAUUGUUCAGUACAAUUUCAGAAAAGCAUGAGCAUUAAGGGGGGGGGGGGGGGGUGACCAAGGAAAUCGGUGGUUCAGUCCGCCUGCCAAUAUGACGUCACACAUCUCGCGCCAGUGACUUUCAAAAUGGCGAGCAAAGUGUUCAUCGAAGAGACAGAUAAAAAUUUCGAAUUUAUCACGGAAUUACUGUUCCGAUUUCUUGGAUUUGGAGAUUUUAAGGUCCCUCUUGUCAUAGAAAACUGGACUUUUUUGGAAUGAAACGUCCACUGGUGUAAGAAAUUUUAAAGAUUCCUUUCUAUCGUUGAGCAAAUUUUACGAGCAAUCAUACGGACCGGUCACAUUUUUGAGGGCCAGUGCACAGCAAGAUUGAGGAAUUUAGACACAGCAGUAGGAAGUUCAUCAAAGGAUCAAUUAUACUUUACAUUGUGCGUAUUUUCAGCUGUUCACAGCUAGUGGAACCCCAUAUCAAUCCUUUCAAAGUUCGCUUAGCUGUAGCGUUGAAAGAGGAAGCUACAUGACAGAUAUUUUUGAGAGACCGUGAGCGUUGAAUCUUGUUGCUUUAACAUAUUUUCAUACUGUACUGGGCAUACACCUGUAAUUCUGUAAUUAAAUCCCGAAAACCAAUAAAAGGGUUCUUUUAAUUAUUUUUUGGGGCCAAACCCAGUGGAGAUUUUAGGGUAAUAUAUUGAUAAUUAAGACGAUGUGCAAAAGGCAGGUCUAAAUUUCGCCAGUAGAUCACCGGUGGUUGUUGGGUGUAAACUAGUACAGUCUUGUGGUGUACUUUGUGUUGUUUGUCAUGAUGUCAAGUAACAUUGAAAAAAAUCAGCUGUUUGAGAGGAGAGGGGACAUAAGUUGACAGCUUGUAGUUUUUUCUGGCCGUAAGCUUGGCCAGUAUGCAGAUCAAGAACUCUUGAAAUUCCUUUUCCAAAAUAAUACUCCGGACUUAAGCUUAAAAUAUAUAUUGAUCCAAGUGCAUGACCAGCAAGGUCAGCAGUAAGAAUAAAGAAAAACAGGCGAAAAGGAAAAACCAAGACUAAACAGAAAAAAAAAUAAACACGGUACAAACAAACAGAAAACAGCGUCGCCGGGAGUCGAACCCGGUAUAUCUGCACGUACGAGCAACUCCUUGACUACUGCACCACAGUGACACACAUGUUUUAGAAACCAUUUUUUAGCCUAACAUCGACGCUGUUUCAAGCUGGGGGAGCUGUAAUUAUGAUGAAUUCAAAUAUACAUUGAUUUGAAGAAAAUUAGCUUAAGCGCGUAUUUCGAAGCCCGCACUCGAAAGGAUUGACAUGAGGUGAGGCCCGUUUAAUUAGCAAAAGAAUAGAUGAAAUAUUAAUAUGUCAGGAGCCGAUUACUGAUAUGUGUGAUCUGUGAAUGGAACCUCCUAUUCUGGAGACUAGACCUUGCCCAUUUUAGAGAAAAAAGAGAUUUAAGUUUUGAUGACCUUACCGGUCCCAUAAAAAAGACGGCGAUCCCUCAGCACGGCCCGCAAAACAAAUUAACAAAAUUAUACAAUUAGUGUAUGAGCUAAGGGCAGUGUCGGUACCAUAUUGAUGGACAAACAGUACUGUGGUUUUUACCGACACAAAAUAUCAAAACGGUUUAAACAAGCAGAUUAUAGCAACACCAAAGCUCACACACAUUCGAUCAAAUUAGCGAUAUAUAGCGAUAUCUGAUAGCUUCUUAGCUUUUCCUCGACCUCGCUCGUGCUAAUAACUGUCGUAUCCAUUGCUAAUUUGCACAAGCGACCCAAGGCUCUUGCCCGUUACUCUGUGACGUCAUACUGGCAGGCAGAGUGGGUCAAGAAACUUAGGAAUAAAACAAUAGAGUUACUUUCCCUCCCCCCCUUGAUGCUGAGUAAUUGAAAUGAAAAUUAUCUGUAUAUAUAAACUUCUUCUUCCUAAAUUUUCUUCACAUAACGACAAGGCAAAGAUUUUACACCUCGCCUGGAAAUGAAAAGUGAAAAAAUGCUAGGCUACGUUUUUUAAGCGCAUAUUUCUUUUCCCUAUGACGCCAAAGUAGAGUCGCUUAUUACCCUCUAGACAUGAACCGUAGGCCAAGCUACGUUUUUACAGCGCUAUUUAAAUGAAAAGAAAAGUCACAAAGCCCUUGCAAAAGAACAGCUUUUUGUGAUAUUUAACUAUAUUUCUUUCAAACUGAACUUCACUAAAUGAAGAAGAAUUAAUUUUCUGUCCUCACAUUUUAAUAACACACGAAAGUUGUUUAUCUCUCCUCGCCUUUCAAAUAAACACAGACACACCCCUAGCCUCUCUUCAUUUCUUUUCUACCAACACUCCGUCUCGUUCCAUCCCAUACCUACACUACAUUGAGACAUUUUUUUUCUAUUUUACAGGCAUUUCCUAUCAGGUUGGAAAACUGAACGCAUCAGAGACACGUCAAGGAUGGAAUUGCAACAGUGGAUGUGAGGCGCCACAACAUUGUACACUGCCACGCUGCACUAACGUGAUAUUUCCGCAAACGUUUAGUGGAUCUGGAACAGUAAGUAAACACUAAGCAAUUAAAAAUUACCGUAUUUCUUCAAAUAAUAGCCUCGAGCGAUUAUUCGAGGGAGGCGAUUAUUUCAAAUAUUGGUCACUGGAAGUCGAUCCCUAAAUAUUUUAUUUUGUUACCCGUUAAAUAAAAAUAUAGAAAUAAUCACAUCAAAAUAUACUAAACAUGGACUUUAUAAGUUUUCAGAAGAUGGUUCCUUGUCAGGAGCAAUCCUGUUCCUUGGUUAUUUUUCGGUUUCAAUAUCCUUGGCGUUAGAGCUUGAAUCGUCACUGAUCAGUUUUGCUGGAUGAGAUUCCACUUCAGCUUUGUUUGUUUUUUUAACUCGACAGGGAGGGGGUAAAGAAAGAGAAGAUAGCGAGAAGGGUGGGGGUUAGGGGCGAUUAUUUGAGGGAGGCGAUUAAUCGAGGGACGGCUAUUUUUCGAGGAUAUACAGUAGUCUAAUCUUAAGGGUUGGUGGCAACUUUCAUGUGUUAGCAGAACACAAUAAGCUUCUCUAGAAACUAAUGUUUUUAACAAAUUUUGAUUUGCCAGCAUAGCGGCCUUUGUAAUGUUAUGACCUCAGACAAUUUAGUGCGCAUAGGUGUGCUCAAGUGCUCCCUAAUCCCUAGGAUGCGAGUGUUCUCAAACAGAACAAAACAAGACAAAACAAAAAAUCCAGAGAAUUCUGACAAUAAAAAUAGGCUAGAAGAUCUUUAAUCCUUGGAAUGGGGCCGGGAAUGGAGGGUUGAAUUAGAUCCUCUUUUUCUUCAGAUUUAGUGUGAGGAGUGCACACGCGCACGAGCAUUGAAACCACCAGACGCAGGCGAGAAACGAGGGCGGCAGUCUCGCCCCUUCAGUCACGCGCGUGGUCAUUUUCGUUUCUCGCUCGUUUCGCACGACAGACAGAUCAACAGUCGGGAAUAUCCCUAAGUUUAAGGACAGGGCCAAAUGGUCACGCGACACUGUUCAACCAAGUAGAAGGUGGGCUUGUGUUUAUCAAAACAUCGACCAAGUGAUCAAAAAUUUUCACAACAGCGGGCAGAGUCGGACAGAUUUUAAGAUAAGCCAGGGGCCCAUAACCUGGAUAAGCUUACAAUACUCGGCUAGGUUUCACAUUAUUUCAAAGAAAACAAUUGAUGUAAGAGAAUAAGAGUAUUAUUCAUUGCAAGGAAUCAUUGGGGUGUUCGAACUGAUUCUGGACCGAUCGCAGAGGUCGUGGCUUCACUGACUUGGCUUGCAAGAUUUUUGAUAGAAGCAAACUUGAAAAUUUGUUGAGAUCGUACAAAACAGGAAUGGUACUACCUAUUAACUUCUACAGAACAAGAAUCAAAGAACCAGUCAUGAUAACAAGAAUAAGAAGUAGUUCAAAUUUAUUAAUUUUCCCUUUUGUUUUUUUGUGUUGUUUCGUGUUGACUUCCCGCAUCUGGUGCUUUCUUUGCUUGUUGUCGUACCUGCAAUGUUUUAAUUUCAUCCCAGAUAAUCAGUGCAUGUUUAAUGUGUAGCGAAUUACAUCAUUUACAGUUGAAAUUUGUCUUCUUUCUUUGAUUUUUUUAACUGUGGAUGAACAUUUGGAGAAUCCAACAACAAUAAAUCUUUCCUGAUUUGGUGAAUUUCAGAAACAAAGCGUUUAAUAACUACCUUGCGCUUAUGAUCUUUAAUUUUAUCCCCGCAAAUUCGGCAAAGUGAGGCGAGAUGCAUGUUGGACGUGAAUAUCCAUAAGACUAAUAAAGUUGUUUUGGCCUUGAAAAGAAAAAAGGCAAAGGCUCGAAUUAAUGCGAAAAAAAGUAGUAACACGGCUCUUCCAUGUCUGUGUGAAACCUGGGAGUGGAACACGUUCGAUCUCACGCAUCAAGGACAAUUUCUCACAUCUGACUCUCAAAUACGGACAAAUUGUUCUUAGCACAUGAUGACUGUGUCCUUUUUUGUGUUCUAACGAAAUCAUAUCAAAGCACGCUAAAAGUGUCGUCUUUUAAGUAGCUUCGAAAGUGCUCAAACGUCAGGUCUUCUAGCACAUUUGAGGACAUUUAACUUUCGGCAACGUUCGGAAGUCUUCGGUAAUUCGUCGGAAAUCUUUGGAAGUCGCCGGGACGUUUCGUGAAAUCUUGGUUAUGACAAGGUGAAAAUCUCACGCAUUUGACUCAGGCAGGUAUAAUAUUGGGACGUAGAUCGUAAGAAGACCAAGAAAACCGUCUCUGAAUCAUCUCAGUAAAACCCUGCAAUUGCCUUUGUAAUGCCCUCAUUCUGAGCAGCCAUCGUAUGCUGGUGCGUUCUCAGAGAAACGUAAAUUUGAAAUCAUAGGUCAUUUGCAGAUGGUACAUGACACACAUGAGAUUUUAAGCAUCUUGCUGCUAAGAUUACGCCUAAAAACGCUCAUUUGAUCACAUUAUACGAUGAAAAGAGUGGAACAAUGCUAUUCAAGGCCUUAAGAACAAGUUUUUGUAGAAAAUAAGGGACAAGCAGGUCCUUUGUCAGUUGACAGUAAAACCCAAGGCAAAUGUCAGUAGUCAGUUAAAUUUUCGGCUAUUUAUGAGUUGUCAGUCGUCAGUUAACCCAAUCCAGACCCUCUUCUAGGUUGUCUACUAUCCCCACAUUCAACGUGAUAAACGUUAAUGGAUAUGACAAUUGAGGAAAAAUAUCUAGAACUUCGUAAAAAUCUGUAAAUCGAAAAAAAUUAUAGAUACUUGUUCACCUACCUUGAAAACCGACCAAAAUCUCGCCUACAUCGUGUUGUUUAAAAGAAGAAAUAAGGCACAAAAUGUGCUGAAUAUUUCACGAGAAACUUCCAAUAUGGCUUUCGAUACGCUUUCCACUUGAAAAAAUUGUGUAUGCCUCAUGAAAAGUCUUACAAAUAUGCCUGAGAGUCUCGAAACGGUGACUGUGGUCGUUUAGGUAAUCUAUCCGCCAUUUUUCUCGAGAACAAUAGCUCCAUGACGUCACAACUGCCUUUAAAUGUAUUCCGUACUGAUCAAGUUAGAAGAAAAAAGAGAGACUGCUCGUAACCUAGGGUUGAAUUGUCGCCUGCAAAUUUUCAUUCAGAUGCUUAUCUUGUCAGGUUCGAGUUUUUGUGUCAUUAAGCCACGAAGAUCAGUCUUCAGUUGUUCAUUCGCCUUCUGCUGUGUGGGCAGAGUCCAUAAGUACAGCAGGAUUUCAGUUAUGCUCGCGUGCAACAGGUUCUACAAAUGACACUGGAAUUAUCAACUGGGUAGCGUUUCAGGACAAACCCAUGUUAACGCAUGGAAGCGUUACAUUUAGUGGAAUAUGGACAACAGAAACCAAGUGUGAGAAGGUGGCCUUUUCUCAGGUUAGAUAACAAUAAUUGAUAACAAGUGUAUAAUUUUGUUAUCAAGGUGUAAAACGUAAUUAAAUAGUAGAAACAAAUGAAAUAGUAUCAGAAAUUAUAGUUCUAAAACAAAUGAUCUCUAGUUCAAUAUCCGGAAUUUGUUCUUAUUGGAACAGGCCCGAUUAUAAUCGGGCCUGGGAAAAUGCAUUGCGAAAAGUCUUGUUAAGCUACCUCUCGGGCUUAGAUUCAAACUUUUCCUUCUAUCGCCUUUAGACAAGCCAUUUUCACGUUUUGCUUUAGAACAUAGUUAAUUGAGUGGAAUGGUUAUGAAACCCGUCAGACUCCUUUGUUCUAUGUUUUUGUGGACCAGAAAGUGCACAACGUUCAAAAGCAUUCCUGUCAUUUGGAUUGUUUUGACCAAUAAAAACGUUGCAUUAAUAUAUUCUGUAACAAUUUGCCAACAGAAAAUAAAGGAUUGUGCGCUUUCAGGGUGCUUCCAACAUAAACUGCAGCACUGUAAAUUGUUAAUUUAUCAUUGAUGUUUGCCGCUUUUCAUAACCAGUCUCCCCUAAUAACUAUGUUUCGAAGUAGUGAUUGAAUAAUGCUUGACCGUUUUGAUUGUAUUGAUGUAUCAAAGGAAAUUGGGAAAAUAGAAGUCUAUUUAUUUAAUGAUGUUAAAUUUUUGGCAUUAAACCUAAAAAAAAAGUUAGCCGAACAGAAACAUUGCUGUUAGUAGCUUUAUUUAAGUAAUGGGCCAAAAAAGAUGCAUUCAACAACCUUCUCAACACUUCGUAGAAAGAGGUUAAGAGGGGUAGAAAAUUGAGUCGAUGUGAAUAGACAAGUAGUCAAGAUUUAAUUAAUCUGCUCCCAUUAGCCUUUGAUAAAUCCUUAAUUUCAUAAGUGCCACUGAGCACUUCAUUGAUACGAUCAUGUUGAUUUAUAUCUCGAGAAAAUCGUUUAUUUUUUAGUCAAUAGUUUUUCAUAUAUCUAACAUUUUUUUUGCAGAGCUUUGCUUCCAAGCCUCGUGUAUUUGUCUCUGUUAAGUACACUCGCAGUACUAAGCCAAAUGAUGCUAUGUACUUAUGGUUAGAAAACGUCAAUUCUGGAGGAUUUGAAGUGUGCUUACGGGAAUUCUUGCCCUUUGAUGGAAAGCACCAAGAUGCAGUUGUGGUAAGUGAAGAAAAAUGCUCGAGUAAACUAUAAUACUAUAAAUAUAAAUAAAUAAAUAACUUGACUUUGCCACACUUCGGCAGCCCGGACAACCAAUUACCUAGAACGUUCGUAACAGUGUCUCACGCAGACAUUUCUUGUUAAAGGAAGUGUCGUUCGAUGCCUGACGUCUUGUAAAUUAAACAUUAUUUUCUUGUCCACAGGACUGGUUCGCAUUCACUGGAAAUGGGAGUCAACUUAAUUUCACAAUAACUGGAGAAGAAAUCUUUCCAAACAGUGGAAAUCCAUCGGCCAAAAACAACUACGGCUUCUGUCAGGUGAAAACUUUAGUUCUAACAGGAACAUUUAGCAAGCCACAGAACCUUUUCAGUGGUUGAGGUCACACUAGAGAAAACUUAAUAUAGUAAACCUAAAUUUACCAGGCCAUGGUGAUCGACAAUGUAUCCAAAAUGGCAAUUCCCAGAUGAACGCGACAUGCUUAUCUCGCGACUUGAAUGUGCGCAUAUUUUGGGAUUUUUAAAUUUCGCGACUUUGCAAGAAUUAUAUAUUUCGAAUCACUUCAAUUUCGCGUUGUUGAGUGGGCGAAUAUUAGAAGUGGGGACUUUACAGACGAUGGGCAAAAAUAGAGGGCGAAGUGAGCACGUACACAUCCAUUUACUAACUUACAUUACUUUUUUACCUAUUUACAGGAAGUACCUUUCAAUACGACCUUUUACAAAUCGCCAAUUGUGAUUCUUUCCGUAAAUCAUGAGUAUAAUCUUCAGGUCAAGGGAAGCCGUCUUCCAGAAAAUAAUAUAAUAUCGUCCUGGGUUGAGGUAGGUUUGAAUUUUUAUUCUAACCUGAAAAAAAAAGCCGGCAUUUCACGCUACGCCACCACUAGUUUUUCCACAAAAUGACGUCUGAUGAGCGACGAUAGCAAAAAUUGUAUACUGAUGAUGUGUCAACUGGGCAUGCAGUGCUUCUGAUUGGUUGAUUAGAAAACUUUCAUUGCGGCACGACCAAUCAGGAGCAGUAUCUUGAUUUGCGAAGUGCAAAGUCAUCAUUAUGGGAUUUCUUCACUCGUUCCACAGACGUCUUUUCAACCAGUAAUUAAUUGCGUCGCGAAAUGGGGUUUUCCUCACUGGAUAAUAUUCUUAUUCAAUAAGGGAAGAGAAGUAAUCCGUAUAUUCUAGUAAAUUGAUAAAAGGACCGUGAAACAGCCAUAAGAAACAGAUAAUUUGGAUCUGAUCCGUAAAUUUCAUGACUUGUAUUGUCGUCGUAGAAAUUAAGACAAAAUUAUGGAUUUUGUAGUAACUGAUGAGUGCUAUCACAUUUUGCUGUAGGACGUUGGAUUAGAAUCUAUGAAGAUAUGCGUUAAAGACCUCAGUGGAUUAGGAUCGAGUCACGAUCCCUUGAUUGUCAGCUACGCUGUUACUGGAGGUUGUUAAAUAAUUUUCCUAUUGUAAUGAUCACUAUUUCUAGAAUUAUUAUCAUUAUUAUUAUUAUUAUUAUUACUUUUAUUUUUAUUGAUAUCUUUUAGAAGUUUUUAUUUGUAGGAAAACGUUUCAUGAUGAUAGAAUUAACUAAACGCUGGAGUACAAACAAUGAUAAGCUUAUUCAUGUUACACUCUACCUUUGAACGCACGUAAGGAAUGAUGGGAUAAGAGCAAUUAGAGGGCAGACAAGUAAUAAAAUUGCCAAACGAGUAAUCGAGCAAUCGCGGGCGAGUUUGUUUAUUCCCUCAAAAUAAGACGACGAUUCUAGUCAUGCAAAAUGCAAAAUGUAAAGUUCGACAAGUUUUACGUCAUAAUUCCUUGCUGUGAAGACUUCUACUGUGGUGUACUGCAUUCAAAAUCACUUCCACCCAUCUUUUGCGAUUUUCUUUUCAUUUAAUGUUGAAACUUCUUUUCUAUUGUGUAGGUCAAACAAAACUCGACUGCAUUUUUGUAUUUGCAGAUUUUAUCUCUUGUUUGCCCCCUGAGAAACCACGUAACAUUGCUUUAAUUUAUUCCAUCAGCCUUAAGCGCGUGCAAAGAUGGCGGUAUCGUUAAUAACGUCUGCUAACGAUAAAAAUAAUAGGUUGAGUUGCCUGUAUGCAAACGUGUCAUUACUAUUUAGUUUUAAUUCAAAUAUGAAAAAUAUAUUAGAAAUUUAUGUUUUUUUUCGAAUGGAUAACUACUCAAUAUUAUGUUUUUUUUCUUGCUGCAGAUCUUAAUCCUUGCCUUAAUGUGCAUUGCCCUCGAUUUGGAGUCUGCAGGACCUACAGUGCGCAUGACGCUCAGUGUGAGUGCGAUGACCAAUGCCCCUCAUAUAAAGACCCAGUGUGCACUGCGAACGGAACAACUUACGACAACCGAUGCUGGCAUAAGUUAAGCUAUUGCAGAGGACUCGAAAAUAAUCUGGUCUACCACCCAGGAAGCUGUGAAGGUAACGAAUAAUGAUUUCAACGAUUUUUUUGGCUGUAUAUGCCACAUAAACUAGUCUGGGAGUUAAGCUCUCGAUCGCUUAGAAUUAUAGUUGUUGGUUCAAAAUUGCAUUCAAUUUGGCUUCUAGCUAUAGGAUGUUUAUAACUUUCCGUUACUUUUAAGCUGACUUCUAGCCCCUCACGCAGGCUAAGCAACAAUAGAGAGUUGUAACAAGUUACUUCGUCUCUCUGCUUUGGCAAACAAACACAUAGCAGCCCAGGCUAUAGGCGAUGUUUGAUCUGUGUAAGAUCUUUUAUUCUCUUUUGCCUUGCAAUCUAGUUUUUAUCGCGUAAAAUUAGAUUUACACAAAUUUGCCCGGGGAAAAUAUGGUUCAAAAAAGUGCAAAAGAGGAGGAAAUCAAAGACAAGGGUGGUAAAUAUCACAUUUACAUACCAGUUUACAUGGAGUUGCAUAUUUGAGGGCAAAUGCAGUAUUUAUUAUCUUUGCCCUUGAUUUCAUCCUCUUUUGUAUUUUUUUUUUUUUUUUUUCACCCUAUUAGCACUGAGUAAAUUUGCUGAAAAUCAAAUAUUUCGCGCAGUGGCGCGAGCUCCAACGCGUACAUGUCAUCAGGUACGCUUUUGAUUUAUAAUUUUUUUUUUUGGCCUCCUCCAGUACUGCAUAUGUUUAUCUUUAUACUAGCAUAUGUUUAUCUUGGGCACUGAAACCAGCAACCAGCAUGCAAUAAUAAGCAGCCACUAUACAUUUCUUUGUUGAAAGGUAGCCGACAUUGCAAGUUAUAGCCUAGUUUUAGUUCAAUUUCCACGCUUUUUUUAUCACCACCCUUCACCACUUAGAGUUACACUACAACGCAAGCUAAUGAAGCUACGACCUUAGCGAUAAUGCUUAAAGAGUACAGUGAUGCUUCCUUAUCAAGUACUUAAUUUAUUAUAAAACAGGUUUUCCAAUUGUUCGGGGCCGUGUAGAUCUGCUACAGGUUCCAAAAUGGUCAGAUUCAAACUGUCAGACAGUCACAUUUCCUCCAUACCGGUUUUAUCCCGAUAAACAAGUUCAUGUUCAAAUAACCGUCAAUCACAUGAAGCUGAAUGACUCUGUGACAGUCCACGACGCUGUUACUUCAUGGACAGAAAGUAUCAACACAAAAAACUUCACCGUCUGUGUCAUGCAAACCGGAAGGAAAGAAGAAGGUGCGAAUCCAUUUGCCACCAUUGAUUGGGUGGCUUAUCAAGGUGCACCGCCCGAAGGAUUGACGGGAACGGUUGAGUUGCAGAAAUGGUGGUCUGGUACCAAAUGCGCAGAUGUGACUUUUCCUACGGUGAGAGAUUAAUUGAUGCAAGUCCCCAUGGCAAAUGUUAGACUUUCAUUCACCCGACAGCUUUAAUCCACGCCGUCUUUAAAUUAAAAAAUAACGGAUCAUUACGAGGUAACUAGGAAGAAAAAUGACGAUUGCUACAAUAAAUAACAAGACAAGGUUAGGUAAUAAAUAAGAAGGGGAACUUACUCAGUGAUUAGUUGCGUGUAAUUUUUGCAGCAAUUUCAUCUCAACAUGACUUCAGUUGUUGUUAUUGUUUUUUUUUUUUGGCUUUUUCUUCAGGGCAAGUUUGCUGAGGCGCCAAUAGUCCUUGUGACGUCAGAGCACCUGAGGACUGGUAAAGAGUAUGAUGCCGCUCUCAUUUGGAUUGAAGACGUAACUAAGGACUCAGUUAAAGUCUGUCUUCGUGAAAUGCAAAACUUUGAUGGUAGACACCAAGAUAUCACUGUGGUACGUUCUUAGUGAUUUUCUUAGAAACUGGGACGCGGCUGUCUGCAAAAUUUGUAAGGAUUGUUGGUCUGUUAACCAUAACAGGGCGGGUAAGAUGGAAUGGCACUGAUAACUUAAACAUCGUCCGGGCGAGUGAUGGCUCAGUCGAAAGAAGGGAACUGCAGAAAGAAAAACUUAAAAAGAAACAGAAAUAUAGUAAUAAUGAAAAUAAGAAAAAGAAUCGAACAUCAUUACAGGGAGUGAAUUUUAAACAGCACACAAAUUGGUCUGCCUUGCCCCAUGCUUCCCUUCCUGACGUUUUUGCACGAUUCCCCUGAUGUCGUAAAAAAUGUGGAUUUGCAUCCUUUCCUUGGCUCCUUGCUCUCAUUGUUAGUUCACAAACAGUUAUAGAGUUCAAAAUGCUUAGGUUCACUGAAAGGGCCUUAAAAAUGCAGUUGAUUUUAAAUAAAUUAUCUGUGGGUAUGUUUACGAGACUGUUACAAGUAUGGGUGGCAUCAUUUUUGUUUUUUCCUCUUUUCACAGAACUGGUUUGCCUUCUCCAAACUGCACAAGCCUCUUUUCACUGAACAUGGCGUCAUAAGUUUUCCAAAUACGAACCCACCUUCGGAUAAAAUGAACAAUGCUUAUUGUGAGGUGAGAAAAGAAUUUUUUGCAAAAUUAUUAGCAUAAGCGUGCUAUUCACAGGAUUUUCCCUCACAAAUAUUUAGCUUACUUACAUCACUGUUUAUAUCUUCAAAACACUUAUAGUCAUAUACACUGUACGUGGUAGAGAUCAAAUUAACCAGAAAAGCUAAGAAGCUGGUCCACAAAAUAAUGUUUGAAAAACGUUAAUCAAAAUAUUAAAAGGGCAGUUCGUUCUGUUAAAAUGAUUGAUCGCAAACAUUGUUUGUCCAAUCGUGACUUCAAAAAUAAACACAACCGAAGGUAACUAACUUUAAAGGAAACGGUGUUAAACGUUGUAUGUUUCUAUUCCAUGGCAGUUCGUCACAUUCACGAGAGCUUAUAACUCGACUCCGACAGUCCUUGUCUCAGCCAAUCACAGCACAACAGUAUCUGGGAAUUCUGCACCGAUCCACAACGGAAUUACAACUUGGAUUGAGGUAAAAGUUUCCGUCAUGGGGCGAAUGUGUAGGGAUGUGUCCUGGCAAAAAAAAUUCAAACCUAAGCUCGACGAAAGAAAAAACUGAACAGAAUCACGCUUGAGGCGAUGUAUAGGUCGAUAAUAGAUGUGGCUCAAAAAUGGAACAAGAAAAUUUGAGAUUGCUUAUUUGCUAAAUUCAUGUUUUCGAUCGCGAAUAUAAUUAUGUAGGUAUUAUUCAUUAAAGUUUGAAUAAUAUCUUUAAAUACUCAGGCGCCGCGGUGGGCUCAAACUUUAGACCUGACGGUUCGGGUUUAAACGUUACCAUAGUUUUUUUUUUCUUGGAACAAGAAAUCAUUUGCUGUCUUUAUCAACGGGGAUCAAGGUUUAGCCAAACUGUUUGGGCCUUAUAGCUCUUGCGCCACCAUCAUACCCCUUAUUAGGGAAAAAGUAUAUUUUGGAUAACAUUUGAACCUUUUAAUUCUUUUAGCUUUUAUAACUUUGUUAUUUCUAAACCUUCCAAUCUUUUAAUUUUCUAGCGGUCUUUACAAGCUUUCAUCAAACCACGGUUUUCAGUUACGGCGAAUCUGUUUGCAUUUCUAUGUCACAUAAAAAGACUGUAGGAGAAAGGUUUAAUUUCAGAGACCAUUCUAACAUUCACUCCACAUUAAUCCAGUUGUUUAUGGUUACAACGGCAUAAAAUGUACCAGCUACGUUAAGUGUUUAUUUUUUCAGAACAUGAAUACCUCUGCAUUCAGAGUCUGUGUCAAGGAAUUAUACGGGACCAGAUAUGACCCCUUGUCCGUCAGUUAUGCUGUGCUCACAGGUCUGCAAUAAGAACUGAACUCAUUUAUGAAGUAGUUUUUAGCAAACAUCUUACCCGAUUCAUCAGGAAUUAUAAAUACUUUGGAAGUGCUCUAAACUAACACAAGCAUAUGGUUUGCGAGUCAUGCCGAGUGAGAGUCAAGAGAGUAACAAAAUUCCAGUCGCUUUUUGUUCAAAUUUUCUACUUUCGAUUCCCCAUUUACUGCUAGCAGCAGGGUACCACUUUGAAGUUCUUGUCUAAAAGAAAUUAGAGACCUUAAGAUGUGAGGACGGCGACGGCAGGUAAAACGUCGCUUAAAAAGUGAAUUCGGGGUUUUCAAUCUUCAUCACGAUUUUUCCAUCUCGCUUACUUUGUCGAAAGUGCGCUACUCCUCCUGAAGUUGAAUUCCUAAGAGCCUUAUAACAGUUAAGCCGAGAAAGAGAAGGAAAAUUUCGUCGUUGCUUGUUUACGUCCUCUAAAAAACAUGAAACUAGGCAUUUUCGCGUUGUAGUCGUGCAACGACUGCUAAGAAAUGUAGAAAAAAGCGUGAUGGCAUGUGCAUAGUUGUUGUUUUACUAUAAUUAAACCUAUUGCUUUUUGGCCGUUCUCAUUGCCGUCGCCGUCGUCGGAUCUAAAGGUCCCUAAUAACUCAUAAUGACAGAAGACCUCAGUUGCCGAAAUGAAAACCAUCAUGCAUCGAACAACGUUAAAAGUUACUUUUGCUUCAGAAUUUUUACUCUAAUUUAAAAAAGUUAUCCCUCUUUCAUCAUUGUGACACCACUCCUACUCUCCUCAAGAUAAAAAUAAUGAUGAUGGUCUACUCGUUGCCCCGAAAAAAACGUUAAUUAUUUUAAAUGAUAUUUUCUUAUACACAAUAAUCCUACAACUGAAAGUGCCGCUAAGGAUAAAUAAUAUCUAUCAAUCCGACCAUAAUCAUAUUUAUUAUAUAAUAAUUUAUACAUCAGCAAUCUAAAUCUUUUCUCCUUUUUACAUUUUGUUAGAUAUUUGUGAUCCUGGCUGGAACUAUUUCAACGGCUUUUGCUAUUUCACAAGUAAGACUUGUCAAAAUUGGACCAUAGCACUGGAUAAAUGCCGACAAGAAAACUCAGUUCUCGUUGAUGUCCAAAACAAUGAAGAAAAUGUGUUUUUACAGCAUCUUCACAAUGGAGCAAAAUCCUGGCUGGGAUUGAACGAUAUUUUCACAGAGAGCUCCUUUACUUGGGCAGAUCGUGGUACUGCGAACUUUACAGCUUGGGGGAAAAACCAACCAAACAAUUUUCGAGAUGAAGACUGUGUACAUACACUUGGUGUUGAAUACAAAUACGAAUGGAAUGACGUAAAAUGCAGUGACUGUCAUCAGUAUACUUGCAAGAAAGGUAUAGUUUUUCCACAGGCAGACCACCCUCUGCUAGUGGGGGCCGUUGUUGAUUGAAAUCUGAGCAACGAUCUUUUGUUAUUUAUAGAAAAAAUACGGUACAUAUGAACAAUACGGUGGCUAUAAUUUGUUCCAAAAUGCAGAAUUUUGAGCAAACUUUUCAAUAAAAGUUUGAAGAAAAUGUUAACUGAGCCAUGUGUCAUGUUUUUUUCGCCGUCCCGUGUUGUUUUAAGCGCUAUUUUGCGAGAUGAAUAAAAAAAAUUGCUUUAAAUUCUGCAUUUUGGAACAAAUUAUAGCCACCGUAUUGUUCAUAUGUACCGUAUUUUUUCUAUAAAUAACAAAAGAUCGUUGCUCAGAUUUCAAUCAACAACGGCCCCCACUAACAAAGGGUGGUCUACCUGUGGUUUUUCGUGUAUGUUUACGUGUAAGGUUACGGUCAUAAAAAGAGAUUAUUAUUUCUGAAAAAUUAGUUAUACAUGAUUAAAUGAUAUCUUGUCAUUAAACAGAGACAAACAAAACAGUUGACAAAAAAUAAUUAAGUGAUGCAAUGAGUGAACUGCCGGUAAUGUUUGCGAUUUUGAAUCUUACGUGUAUUUUAUCAACAUGAAUUGUACCUUUAAAUAACGAGAUAUGAAAUGACCCAGUCAUAAUGUAAACGCUAUACGAAAUAAAAGAGUCGUCCCGGUAUGAAACUCGAGCCGAUGCGAGUUUUCUCAUGUAAACACCCCCUAAAACACGAUUUUAGCGUGGCAAACCGACAAAUAUCGUUUGGAAAUGUCUGCAUGAUACAGAACUGCUUUAUUUUUUUCGAUAGUAAUUCAUGUUUCACGUUCAAACUAUCAACUGCAUGCAGUUCAACUCUGAACCAGUUGUACUAAAUUCUAUAAUCAAACUCGGUCGCAAUCACGCAAUGAAAUACACACACACACACGCAACACUUACUUCAAAAACACAAUGACUUGCUUUAAUUGAAACGAAGCUAUUUGGUCCUUAAAGAAGAAAAAAAAACAAGGAGACAAGAAAAGAAAGCUAACAAAAUCAUUACACUUGACGGUAAAAAUAGCAAGAAGGUGGAAUUAUAACAUUGAUCUCAGAGAACUUCGCGUAGACAAAAUCACCGGCCGCCGAAACCACAAAGCGGCUCUAAAUCCCUAAAUGAAAAACCUGCCAACUCUCCCCAAUGAUUCUUCAUUCGCAGUUCACUUUAGCAUUUCAGUUUUGAAGACAAGGGCAAUUUUGCUGUUUAAGAUAAAGAUUAAGCUUAUCGAAAUGUUUGAACUAAACGAAAGAAUGCUAGGGGCGCGAUCCGCUGAAUAUCAAGCGACAAUCCCGCUAAAAGUUUUCAUAAUUAUACAUAAUUAUGCGAAUGUUUAGACAGUCAACCCAUCAAAAUCACUACCCGAUUUUCUGGUAUAGUGAGUGACGUCACUGGACGGCAUUAACGGCCGGUCGAUUCAGACGUUGUUGAGAGAAGAAAACGACUCGAAGCAAUCGGGUGAAUUUCAGGCUAUUAGAUUAAACGCCGCGGCGUUUGUUAAAUUUUUCGUUAUUCGAGUGCGGCAUCUAUUUAAUAUCCGUUUAUCUCUUGCAAACAAUAGUAUGGUAACUGAGCAUUUAAACUUUAAAAACAGAAACAUGUUUUAGUGCCUGUGUGACUAAAGUCAUUAUCUAUAUCUUUCUCAAUUUCACAAUUUGCAUGUUAAUAUACUACUGGAAUACAUAAAGUGAAUAAAGUUAAUUAUAUUCCUUUGAGCUGCGAAUGUACUGAUAUUAAAGCAUUGUUAAAGCAAAGAAAAUAAUUUUUUCAGGCUUGCUCAAACAUGAUUAUUACUGCAUGUAUUUACUUUUUGAGUCUAUUAUUGGAAUAAACGCCGCAUCAUGGCGUGGCGUUUAUUCGAGGGCGGCGUUUAAUCGAAUAAAUACGGUAAUUAAAGAAUUGAUAGCUGCUGUAAUUGCAGUAACUAAACAUGGUAUCUUUCGUACAUUACAGAUCUCAAUGAGUGCAGGAGGGACAAGUAUUAUUGCCAUCGUUUUGCCACAUGUUCGAACAAUCGUGGUUCCUUCAAUUGCACUUGUAACCUUCAACAAGGUUUUGUCGGGGAUGGCUUUGACUGCACCUUAAAUGCAAGUAAGUGACCUUAUGCAAAGAAUUAAUGAAAACAAGGACAGGAAAUUUUUUGUAAAAUUUUUAACUCUUAAUCUGUAAUAUAAGAAAUCAGUUUUAAGUUUGCAGGGCUUCUGUUACAAGCUGAUUUUAUAUGACAAAUGAAGGGGGUGUUCGAGCAACUCGCUCGCUUGGCGUAGAGGUACCAGGUAUCUGGGCCCAGCAGUUGUUCGAAGGCCGAUUAGCGCUUAAUCCAGGGUUAAAUUUAACCCGGGUUUCUAUUUCUUUUGUUCAAAAGCAUUUGCUCGGAUAAUUUUCUCUGUUAUUUUAAGAGCAUCCAAUCAUCAACUUGUUGACAAAAAGAAUAAAACUAAAAUUACUCUCUAAGCACUAACCCUGAGUUAUCUUAACUCAGUUGAACAAUUCGGCCCUGAUUUACAUUAGCUUACAUUUCGGGAUUCUUUAUUCUUCGCAGCAGCUCAUAUGUUUUCUUCUACAGCAUCACUUUCCGACUGCUACUGAACAUAACUACAUGACCGCACUUCACUCUAACUGCGCCAAACAUUGCGAAAAAGGCUUAAUAAAUAACUUAACGUGCGGGCUUGCUGACAAUGAGAGUAACGAACGCACUUUCCUAACGAGUUUAGGGAUUUCCUGUUGAUCACCAAAGUGGAAAAAACAAACCUAUAAGGUAUGAUAAUGACAUGAGCAAGAAACCAAUGAAAAGUUGACAGCUGAUACCACCGGGCUCUACUGUAAACCAAAACAGGAACUCUGAUGUAGGUAACAAUCACGGUCAGCAAUAAUCCCUAAACGUGCCCAAUUCAGGGGCUGACACUCAAAUUUUAAUAAAUGACAAUUAUGUUGAAAAACUACUAAGAAAGAAAAAUGAUAUAAUUGAAAACCUGUCGAUACAAAAUACGGAUGACGAGACUCUAUAAGGUACGAGUGUAACGUCAAGUGCAAACAUGGAAUAGACUAAAAUAACCUACAAAAUACGGCUUCACAACAGAAAAUGGGCCAUAGCAGUACAGCUGUACCUCUUACUUUUCCCUUUUGGCGAGAAUUUUUCCGCUACCUUAAGUAAACAAGUGUUGGGACCUGAGGAGACCAUACAUCGCGCGUCUCAGUCAAAUCUUGAAAAGUGGAAAAGUAAGUGACAAGAAAUAAUUACUCUCGACAUAUCAUAAAGAACGUAAAUGCAACCUCGCCUGGGAAACAGGUUCUGAAAGGUUAAAGCAAAGUCUGCAUGAAGUUUCCAAAACUCCCGGCCGUUAUGCGACGCUUUCCUCGUGCCAACCAAAAAUAAAUAAACAAACUAUCAAACAAGAUCUGAAUAGCAAAAGAAUUUUGAUACCUUUGUCGUUAUUUGUAAUCUCUCGAUAAGCAUUGUUUAUACUAUUGUGGGGUGGCAAGGGGACAGUACAAGUUUGGUUUGAAAGGACACAAUGAUUUCAGCUAUUUCAGCUCUGUUUAGGAACAACCUGUUAACUUAGAAAAGAUGCAUGAAAAACGAGUAAGGGUAAUCUGAGUGAGUAAUCACAGACUCUUGUAAAGUGAUUCAAAUUUUGGUGCAUGUUUGCAAAAAAAAUGAUUAGUCAUUCGCCCCAGCUUUCGAGUUCUAGUAUGCCCUGCUUUCUUAAAUUUAUACGCCAAAGUUAAUGAUAGUUACGGUAAUAAAAUAAUGUUAGGAAUAACUGAAUCCUGAAUUUGUCUUUUAUGCUGUUCUUUGGCAUCUUAUUCAGCUACAUGCCCUGUUGGAAUGGUUAAACAAUUUUGGACCAACUCCCCUCCUUCUGUCCGUGUUUUUUCCUUUAGUGUUUUUUCAAAACACUAAAUGAUCUGCAGUCUUAUAUUUUCAGUAAAUUUCACAAAUCGAAAAAAUCCAGGUAAACCCUGAAACUAUCAUAUUUCGCGUGCCUGAUCCUGCAUGGCUUUUUCGAUUUGUGAAAUUUACUGAAAAAAAUAGGACUGCCGGUCAUCUAGAGUACUGUUUUGAAAACCUUGACCGGCAGUCGACGUGAAAAAAGUUCUACGUCCUAUAUUUUCAUUAAAUUUCAUAAAUCAAAAAACUACCAGGAUCAGGAUCUCGACAUAUGAUAGAUUCAGGGUUUAGCUGGAUUUUUAGGGGAGGGUGGCUUUGGGCAAGUGAUGUAUCGGUCCCCAGAAAGGUCACCCCAAGACUCCCAGGAUGGUUUCUUUUUGCACAGUGCCCAGGCCUCAUUUUCUUGGCCGCACGUUGAUCUGGCCCGGCUACUUCGGCGAGCAUGUUCUCGGUCUUUUUCCAUUACAUCCUUCGAAUUUGUCAAAGUCUGUGGGAUUCGUUUCUCUAUCUGGGAAAGCUUCAUUGGUUUCUAUAUCUGUUGCUAUUUUAUUUCAUCACGAAACUUCGUUGGAGCAUUAAGGAUAACAACAACUAACUACAGAGUAAGUUUCAUUGAUCUUUAUUUAGUAUCCUAUUUCACAACACUCAAUUGCUCGCGCUCAUUGUUAUUAAGAUAUGGGAAAAUUGAUCGAGCGCCCUGGAGGAGGUGGAACUGUAAUCGAUUCCCGAUCCAAACACGAAUUUUCAGCAAAGAAAGGGUUGGGGAGGGUGGGCCGUUUCACCUUCCUCCUUGGCGCUGAUCAGAGACUGAGCGGAGAGGGAGUGUUCAACGGCAUUUAUUAUUGCCCCUUGGGACUCAGGGCCCCGUGCACUUGCAUACCCUUGUGCAUGAGACUUGUUAUUUUAAUGUUUUGGCUUCGCGCUUCGACUUUGAGUAUUGUGAAUAGUAACUAUAAACGCAUUUGCAAUUGUGUGAUAAAUUUCAUCUUGUCUCGCGGAAAGUGUACUUUCUGCUACUGUUGUAUAAUUUUGAUAGAAUAAAAUUCCAAUGUUUCUUAUAUAAACGUUUCCUCUUCUCCCUUUUACUAGGAUUUACCUGUGGUCGCAAAGCUGUUCACUCCUUCUGUGAGGUGUCCAAAUUGUAGUUAUACCAAUGAUUCCGAUUUCCGCUUUUGCCAACGGUGCGGCUAUAAAAGGAAAAUCUUACAGAACAAAAGUAGUAUGCCUUUCGAUGUGGAUGUGAACGCUAUUGAUGAUCGUCUUCGACAAUUGGCCUUGUUUGAUCAAGCAACUUGUUACUCUAAACAAAAAGCUUCGCUUCAGAGAGAAUUAGAAAAUUUCCUUUCCUCUCUACCAGGCUUAAUUGCAGUUUCAACUGUUACACCACGUGAUAUUUGCCGUUUCUUGGUGUAUAAAGACAAGAAUGGGAAAACCCAGGUCCACCGUAACGGAUGCCCUCAUUUGGGGAAGAGAGGCACAUUUGAUUGUGCUUGCCCGUUAAGACUUUCCUAUAAAACUGUAGACUCGUAUAUUGGUAAACUACGGGCAAUCUUCCACACUAUUGGGCGUGAUGGGGAAUGGGAUAGACGCCUUGGCCUUGGAAACCCGGCUGCAGAUAAAUCGGUUAAGGACUAUCUCCGUUUAGUUACGGCUGAGCAGCUACAGGCAAGAGUAACGCCGAAACAAGCUUCCCCAUUUUUUGUGGACAAACUUGCUCAGUUAUCUGACUACAUCGAUAGAAAUCUGCAGUCUCCUAAUAUCACUCCAACACAACGUUUUAUUCUCGCGAGGGACCAGGCGUACUUUAAAGCGGUAUUUUCUAGUGGUGAUAGGCCUGGAGAUAUGGGCCUGGUGAAGGUACCAGAAAUUCUGAGAUUCCCAAAUGAUGAUGGUUUCCUGUUUAACCAUGUGUGAGGCAAAACCUUGAGGGACGGUGAUAAUAAUGUCUUUGAGAUCAAACGAAACCCACAGACAAAGAUCUGUCCUGUUCAGGGGAUAGAACAUUAUAUGGCAGUGGCUCAGCAACUAAGGAUCGAUUUAACGAGGGGUUAUCUUUUUCGCCCAACUACUCCUCAAGGGGGCAUACUCGAUGCACCAUUCAGCUCAACUGCGGCGGAGGCUCGUUUAAAGGGAUAGCUAAGGGAGAUGGGGUCAGACGAUGGGGAAACUCUUCAUGGCUUUACAGCUGGAUGUGCUAUAACCCUGGCAUUGUCAGGAGCUGAGUUGACGGAAAUCAUGGAUCAUGUGGGGUGGACACGACGACAUACUGCUUUACAUUACUUGCAAUUGGCCAAAGUUCUUAACCCGGCGGGUGCAUCUGCUCGAUUAUCGACAGUAGACAUCCCUACUGUCACGUCUGAGUGGAAUGACGUCAAUGUUUUGAAACGUUUCGUCUGUGCCUUCCCUUCACCCACAACCGCGAAAAGGUCGUUUCCGGAACAGUGAAUCUUUUCAUUAAACUACAAUCUUCUUUGCAAUUAACUCUCUAAAGUAAGUUUGGGUGAGAGUUGGGUGAUAAGGAUGGGAGGUUUAAGGGCUGUUUUAGGGUCUUUUGUGUUAAAUAUUACCUCUGUAGUAGGUGUUGUGGAAACGGAGCUGGUUUGCGCGUAGAUCAAUUUUCCCAUAUCUUAAUAACAACGAGCGCGAGCAAUUGAGUGUUGUGAAAUAGGAUACUGUUGAAAGUCAAUUACAAGAUAUACCCUAAUAACGUACACCAAAAGCCCAGAGAUCCCCAGGGAUCCCAGGAUGGGGAAUCCAUUCUUGUUUAGAAGGUAACAGAAGUGCCCCAGCCUCCCCCUUUACUGCCAAUCUACACGAUUUACUGGCACAACUUUGAAGAAGAGGCCACCAAUACCUCUUCGGAUAAACAUCCAAGGCUAUGACCGUGCACGACCGCCCGUGGGAUCUCAGAAAACGCAGAACAGGACCCAUCAGAGAGAGAGGCGGGAAAACGUAAGGGUACUCCAGAAACGGGGCUCCACUUGAUAGAUCUUGCGCAAAGAAAUUGACACCACAGGAUUGCGGCGACGGGUGAGGCGUAAAAUGUGGUAGCAGCGAGCCAUCCUGGUCUGUCAUUGCAUUCGAAUCAAGUGCCAUCAAGUCACACGUGUGUCCCUUUGAACCACCAAACUCUUGUUGUACUCUUUGCCAUAAUUGCGGAUGAAGUUUGCAAUCAAGAGUUGUAAGACGGCGAGAGGGUGCGUCCGCGUCAUUUUCUUUUGAUGUGAUAUACGUCAGAUGGAGGGCAAUAUUUAACUUUGAAGUUGUGAAAAAUAACUUCUUAAUCGCCCUGUGCAAGGACAUGCUCUUACCCCCUUGCCUUUGCCAGGAAUAGACAACUGCCUGAUUGUCUACCAGGCCAUCUACCCACGCAUUCUUUAAACAGUCGGAGAAAGAGAGAAGGACCUUGUCAAGCGCCAGUGCCUCCUUUGCGGAGAUAUCAAGCUCCUGCUCCUCCUUCGUCCAGUAGUCAGAGGCCUCAACCGUACGAUCACCCAAGGUUACUGAACCACCCCAGCCCGAGGCUGAGGCAUCUGUUGCUAAGGAUAUGCGGAUAUGACGUUCAUCUCUCCAGGGGAGGGGGUAGUCCCACGUACGCAGGAAGAGCCAAUGUGAGAUUUCCUCCCUCAGUGCCUCAUGUAACUUGAUAGGUCUGGAUGUGCGUAAAGCCUUGGAAAUAGCACUAUUCAUCUCCCUGGUAAACAGAAGCGCUCCCGGAACCACCAGUGAAAAUGACACACAUUUGCCCACCAAACGCUGGAGGCUUUUGACUGAGACUAUUGGACAUGCCAGGGUUUGUUCAAUAAGAUCAAGAAACUUCUCCUUCUUUUCAGGAAUAAGAUGGAAUACCUCUCGAGAGGAGUCGGACAGGAAACCCAAAUAUGGGACAAUCUUACGAGGCAUCAGAAUAGAUUUGGGCAAACCAAGAAAGUAUCCUAGCUUGAUCAGAAAAUAAGCUACCAAAAAGAUAGCUGAUUUCGCAGCUGCUAAAUUAUGCUCAUCGGGAUUUGUAAGGUUCGCAUAGGGUCCUUGGUUAGGUGGGAUCUGAAGCUGGCCAUGGUGCCGGUCAUCAAUGUACAAUGAACAAGGUAUCCCUAUUGAUCGGAAGAAAUUAGAUACUACUAAACCAGUGGAGUGGUAUACAAAAGGAGAUAUCUUCCAGCCAAAAGGCAGGGUAUUGUAAACAAAGUACCACCCACCCCAUUGCAUACCAAAAAAGGUUCUACUUUCCACGGACAAGAGGAGAUGGUCAUACCCCGACUUGUCAUCAAGGAUUGUUUGAUAGGUAUCACGGCCCACAUAUCUUGGUAAAUCCAAAAGGGUAUCCAACUUGAAAGGCAUGUCCCUCAUCCAUAGAUUUAAAAAACGAGCGUCAUGGCAUAACCUCGGCUUGGUGGGCUCCACAGUCAGAGGAAGGACCAGAUGGGGUGGAUCAACUUCCCCCACCUUUCCAAUCAAAGAAAUUGCCCCCGAGGCUAAGCGAUCAAGCAGUGUGCUUCUCACAAAAUCCGCGAAGGGCUUACACGACAUAUUAUUCCUGAAAAGUUCAGAAGGUGGAUAAUCCGAACAGUACUGUUUCCCCUUGAAACUACCAGAGAAGGGCUGAAAGUAUUCAAAAAUGGAGACUUUAUCUUUUAUCCAUUUCAAAACCUGAACCUGUUGAGCGGAUGGAGAACCGCCAAUUAUAUCCUGCCAUUGAUGGUAGUAAUUGUGAACUUCUCCAGCGCGAAAAGUAGCAGGGUCUCUAAACCGCAAUGUUGCAGGGUCUCCAAGUUUAUCUCCAUGGCAAAUCUGGUCAAUUUCUUCUCUCGAAAGCUCUAAGACUGCCACCCUAGUGCCAACCCCAGCUGAGUUCCCCGACCAAUCAACCCAAUUGAUUGACUUUGAAGAAUACUGAGUAUGAGCGUAAAGUUUUUCUUCAAAUUCCGAGUCGCACUCCCAAUCCCAAGUCAAAUGACAAGAAUUCUGAGAAGGGAAGGGAAAAAUAUUCUGAUUAUAAACACCAAUAAAUGACACAGAACGUUAGUGGGGGAACCCACGGGGCCAGCAAGGGGUGACAGUCAUGACCCAGCAUAACCGGGGGAGUUUGUUUAGAUACUCUUUUUCAUAACUGUCACUCCAAGCAAACCCUCGAAAACCUAUUAUCUAUACAAAGGAAAAGAAUCCAGGAACAUUAAUAGGCUACUCAAUACAGAGAAAAUCAUUUAUUUCCAACAUCCUUAUCAUUAUCACCAACAACCCGUCAUAAGUAGCACAAUGAAAUUGCGGUGAGAUUAUAAACUGCUCAGACUUUACACAGUUAUCUCUCUAUUUAUUCUGAUUUGCGUGAACAUUUGGUUGAGGAGCCCCACGGGAAAAACCAGAAGGCCCGCCCAAAUCUCUUUUCCGUUUGAAACAAUUUAUCUGAAUAUGCCCGGGGCGAUUACAAUAGUAGCAACGAACUCCCAUAUAAGAACCUGGCAUGGCUCUUCUACCAGGUCCGGAAUUCUGCCUCACUGACUUUCGACGAUUAUUCUUCUCAACCUUCGCUACCACCUCUAACACCUUCUCCUGGUCCUUAUCACCAAGCAACGGAAGGAGAAAAUUACGAAACUGGUCAUUAGGCUCAUCAGCUUUCCCACGUAGAGUUUCAAACGCGAGGCGAAAAUAACCCGCCUUCUCGUGCUUUGUAUCUUGAGCCGCAUUCUUUAAAGCUUCUAAGAGGUCUAGGGCCUCAAACCUAUUGAAUUCCGGAACAGGGCGUGAGGCCAGGUGACGAAUCUUCUCCAGAAGGCUAUCCACCGAGGACUUGGUGAGGGCGUCCAUGGACUUCUUUAACUCCUCAUACUUAAGCUGCAACGCCUAUGGAGAGCAAUAAACGGAGACAAAUUCUAUACAGAACUCAUUAUAAAAAUCACAAAGAAGUUUCCCUUUCAGUUUCAGGCGUUAACAACAGCGUUAGCAAACAGGCCUCAAAUCUCACUGACGAAAAAACGUUCAUUGUUUCAAAGUGUUAUGACGUAAUUUAAAACAAAGGAAUUGCACAAUCGGCUCCUGCACAAGUUGAUUAUCAAUUCUAGGCAAUAUGCAGCGAUUACGUCACAACAACAAGCAAAUUUCAUGCUACACAAGUAUAACUGUCACAAUCGUUAACCCGCUAAUCAGGGUUUGGACAUGUUCAAGACAAUAUCAGACAAAUAACAGUAACAAUAAAAUUACGCGCCUCACUUAGACUGCCAAACAGUCCGAAUUUUGCUGAUCCAAGUACGCACGAGCAGUGAAACAAAAGGUCUGGAGGGAGGCUGAAAAACAGAGAGCGGGACUGGGGAGAGACGCUAAAAAAUGCUCACACGCCCUAAGGGCGUGUGAGGCCCGCGCACCUCGCGCGUGUAAGACUCUUACGCCACAAUUUACCGAAAUCUGUACCGAUUUUGACAUUUCACAAUCAUGAUAUCAAACAAGACAGCUUGCUGCGAGAAUGACGCCACGACAUUAGCAAGCCAAUCAUAAUUGCCUCACCGGCCACGACAACUCUAUCCAAACAAUUCCGUAAUAACAAUAACAAACAAAUUACAUUAUACAGUGGCCAUACAAUAUUUCACAGUCAUGAUCAUUAAAUAGAUAAUCAGCCGAAAAAAGUCACGCGAUGACAAUAACAGGCAAAUCACAAUUGCCUUCCUGGCCACAACAACCUUAUCGAAACAAUUCCGUCAUGACAAUAACAAACAAAGUACAUUCUUCACUGGCCGUACAACAUUUCACAGUCAUGAUCAUCAAGCAGACAACUUGCUGAAAGAAUCACGCCAUGACAAUAGUAGGCACAUCACAAUUGCCUCACUGGCCAUAACAACUCUAUCCAAAUAAUUCCGUCAUGAUAAUAACAGGCAAAUGACAUUCUUCACUGACCAUACAACAUUUCACAGUCCUGAUCAUCGAACAGACAACUUGCUGAAAGAAUCACGCCAUGACAAUAGCAGGCAAAUCACAACUGCCUCACAGGUCAUAAUAAUUCUAUCUUAACAACCCGUCAAGACAAUAGCAAGCAAAUUUUAUUCUUCACCGACCAUACAGCAUUCCACAGUCAUGAUCAUCAAACAGACACCUUGCUGAGAGAAUCACGCUAUGACAAUAGCCGGUAAAUCACAGUUGCCUCACUGGCCAUAGCAAUUCUAUCCAAACAAUUCCGUUAUGACAAAAACAAGUAAAUUACAUUUUUCACUUGCCAUACAACAUUGCACAGUCAUGAUCAUCAAACAGACACCUUGCUGAGAGAAUCACGCCAUGACAAUAGCCGGCAAAUCAAAGUUGCCUCACUGGCCAUAGUAAUUCUAUGCAAACAAUUCCGUUACGACAAUAACAAGUAAAUUACAUUCUUCACUGGCCAUACCACAUUUAACAGCCAUGAUCAUCAAACAGACACCUUGCUGAGAGAAUCACGCCAUGACAAUAGCAGGCAAAUCACAAUUUGCCUCACUGGCCACAACAAUCCUAUCCAUACAACUACCGUGUAUACAUAAAAGUCAUUUACUCUAUUUACAAUAACAAGCAAGUCACAAACAGUACAGAAUAAUUCUAAUGUAUAACCCAAAAACCUAACUACAAAGGAAGUAACAACAAGAAACCCCAAAGUACAUACUGGAUAAAACCAGCAACAAACCCCGGACGCCCACAAGGAUAAGCGCCGGUACAUAAUUACAUUACAUAACCCAGCCACGUGCAAGAUAACAAAUACAUCGCAAUCCAAACUGGAUCAAGAAAAUAUGAAAAGAAAACAACCCCCCAAAAAAGGAAAAAGAAAAAACACUAUAAAAACCAUGCGAAUAAUACGAGUUGACACGACUCAAACGUUUACCUCAAGUUUCUCUUCCGCCGUCAAUUCACGAGCUUGUUGUGCCGCUGGUGGUUCGGGCGCAUCAUUCCCCGGCGCUGGGUUUGGAACAACAGGUCUUGGGAUUUGAACUUCAGCGUCCGGUUGAGGCAUUCUAAAUAUAAAUAAAAUAAAGUAUAAAAACUUAUGAUACGCAUAAACAAUAGAAAGGCGAAGUGUUCUUUGCUGAAAAUUCGUGGGAAAAAAUUGGAAGUUCCACCUUCCUCCUUGGCGCUGAUCAGAGACUGAGCGGAGAGGGAGUGUUCAACGGCAUUUAUUAUUGCCCCUUGGGACUCAGGGCCCCGUGCACUUGCAUACCCUUGUGCAUGAGACUUGUUAUUUUAAUGUUUUGGCUUCGCGCUUCGACUUUGAGUAUUGUGAAUAGUAUUUCCAAGAAAUUUUAGGAUCGUAUUUUUACCCCAUACAAACACCGUAAUUUCACUGGAACCGUACUGUGGUACUAUCACAGAGCCUGGGUUACCUGUGCACCCAGCAGAGCAGGAAAUCAUCACAUUCACGGACAAUAGUCCAGUUUCGAAUUAAUAAAUUACCGCUGAAUAAAAACAUUAACGACACAUUCAUACAGGGUUAGCCUCGACGUAAAGUAAAAUAUUCAGAAAUUCUGGCAAGUAAGUGUUUGAAAUUUGAAUAUACACAAUAGACAGAGUAAUAAACAGGUCUUUUUCUCGUCGGAAUUUGUGAACAUAUUACUUCAGACGGAGGCUAAGGCUGUAAAAAAUGCGUCGUGACUUCUUUGAUUCAGCGGUCAUAGCGAACUCGAAAACGGACUAUUACAAAGAGCAAAGGAAAUGACCUGUAAAUGUCACACAAACAACAGCAAAGAUAAGACUGAUUCGCUCAGUUAAAGUUUGGAAUCCUCCACAGCUUAAUCUACGGAUUUGGAUUUAAAAACUAAUAAAAAUUUGCAACGCCUUGCAACACGAACAAUUCACGAACAAAUGUUCACGACAAGAGACUAUGAGGCUCUUGUCACGAACAAAUGUUCGAUAACACCGUAACGAUGUCUUUUCAUAUUAACAACAUAGUUAAAGUGGCAUUCUACCGCCUUAGAAAUAUAGCAAAGGUUCGUAAGUUUAUCAAUGUCACAACGGCUGAAAUUCUUGUGCACGGAUUAAUAAAUUCGAAGCUGGAUUUCUGCAACUCGCUUUUACAUGGUCUUCCCAAGUAUGAAAUUAACAAACUGUAAAGUGUCCAAAACGCUGCAGCCCGCGUGAUUGCCUACUUACGUAAGUUUGAUCACAUAGGUGAUACUAUAAACGAGUUGCACUGGCUACCAGUGGAGCAAAGAAUAACCUUUAAGAUUAAUCUUAUUUUUUUUCAGAUACUCAUCAAUUUAGCUCCUGAUUAUUUGGUUGACCUAAUCCCUGUGUUUUUUAAGGGAUUUUUCAGUCAUUGCCCCUAUACUCUGGAGCGAUUUGCCUAUUGACAUCAGAUCGCUCUGAAGCGCUUAGCACUGAAAAGUAUAGGCGCUAUAUAAAUUAUUAUUAUUAUUAUUAUUAUUAUUAUUAACAAUUCCAAAUUAAACGAAACCAAGGAUCAGUUUAGAAUACGAUCCACGAAACGCUCACACAUUGAACCAGUAAUGGCCCCGAAAUUACACACGUCACAGAUUUUCAAAGGCCUUACAUCUGUUUCUUUGAAUAACAACAAACAAAUUUACUCCAGUAUCUAGGAGUAAUUUUCUCAAAACCAGAAAAAAUUAUUACAGACCUGAAAAUUGCAAGAAUUGAAAGACCACUCCACUCAGAAUGCACGAAGAUCACAACUGUUUACAUCACGUUCGGCAGAUCUUUCUCUGCUUUGCAGAGACGCACGCCAUCUUUCUUUGUUUCACAUGUUCCUCUGAUGGUCCUUUACAAAUAACGCGUGGUCUCAUGGGAUUCGAAAGGAAACAAACAAAUGGCCGCGCAAAAGCCUUGCAAAUACUGAUUUGUCUUUGAAGGUCCAAGAUGGAAUUAUCAGUGAUGUCAUCAUAUAUCCAGAAAUGGAUAUCUCCCGGACUGAUAAGAAAAAUGUUAAUAAAAAUGUUAAAUUUCAUUGUUUUUCAGUGGAUAAAGCCUCAAAAAAUGAGGCACUAACUUAAAGUACAAAACAUUGGACACCUGUAUCCAAUCUAAAAAAAGGGACUCAUUUUCAAAGUGAUCAAAAUAUCUCGAAACAAAAUUACUGAAACAACAAGACAUUCCUUGCAAAAAAACUAAUACAAAUUCACCACGACUAACAAAUUCGAAUUUUAAACUUCAGUUGGACAUGACAGACUAAGUUAGCUUAAUUCAAACUCGUUCCGACCGUAAGAAAACAAGACAGUCUAUUUUCUGCAACUGACUCAACAUUGCUUUACUUUCAAGUGCUACUUUUCUUCGUCAACUUCAUCCUCGAAAGGCAAUUCAUUGCUUAUAGCCCCUACAUACAUUCAGAAUCUAGUUUCUUUGAAAUCGCAAAGCAGAUAUAAUUUCAGAUCGUCUGGUGGGAUGUUUUGCUAGCGUCGCCAAUAGGCGAUGGGUCCUUCCAGGUGGCUGCGCCCAAGUUAUCGAAUGCUUUAUAAGACCCACCCUUUAAGAUCUGCUCAUUGUGAACUGAAUUUUUACCAGUUACAUAUCAAUAUUUUAGAUUUUUUAUUGUAGUAGUGUAUAUCUAGCCGGAUUCAUUUGAAAACGUUAUCGCCGACUGGACCAUUUGCGCCCAACAGCCGGUUUAAUUUUCUCCGCCAAAAACUAUCUCUAGAGUAGCUAUUAUAAAAACUACGAGCGUAGCCAUUGCUUUUUUUCUCUUCUCCUCCUUUCCUUCUCCUCGCUGUUUCUUUUUCUCCUUUCCUUCUCCGUCGUUUCUGUAAUUUUGGAGCAUCUCGGACUUAAGAAACCUGCCUUUUGACACCUUUUCACUCAAAUGACUACAAAUUUCGUUAGUUUGGUUUUCAAAAAAAAAGUUAGAUAUAUUUCUGUCAUAUUUUGUUAUUAUCAUAUCAUUAUUUGUUUUCGUAUUGUAAAUAGAUUUUUAAUGUUUUUAUUACCUGUUAGUGUAAGGCGCGUUUAAUCAUUGUUAUGGAUACUUGCGCAGUCUAAGUGGAUAAAUUAUUAAUUAAUAUUGAAUAAUAAACAAUCUUUAAUAUUUAAGUAUCAGAACAAUGAGUAAUAUUUACAGUUUCAAAUUAUAUUGUAUUGUUUACAAAUUAAAAACUAAAUAUAUGUCCACGGUAGAAAGCUAUUUACAAUUGUGAAUAAUUUAAAAGUGGGAAAAGGAAAAUCAAGCAUUACUAAGAAAAAAACUAUAAAAAAAAAUCUAGGCCUAAAAUUAUGAGUGCACAUGUAGACCAGCUACAGCAAAAGUGAAGUCUUCUGAGACCUCUCGUGAUUUGAAUGGAUAUCUAGAACCUCUGACGCAUCUGUGUACAGUUCUUAAUAUAGCAAAUGAGAGCUGUAUUCGAAGCCAGGAAAAAAACGCUGGCGUAGUGUUCAUUGUUCUUAGUCGAAAGCUUAUUUGCGAGAGUUCUUAAAAAGUUCUGACAGUCGAGUCCCAUGCCCCCGUUUGUACCAAACACCAGUGGUGUAAAAGUUCCCAUCUCUACAUCCAUCACUCUCUGGUUGUAUUUCCUCUUCUUCUCGUUUUCUUGCUCUUUGAAGAUCGUAGCUGUGUACUUGCCCUGGUUGGAGCGGGAGUUAACAUGCGUUACACGUACGUCAAAGAAUGCCGUUACUCCUAGUGUCCAAAACCUCCUGCUUUCAUAUCCAGCCUUGCUUCUCGACUUAUAACAGUGGACUGAAGGUUGAAUACUUCAUUGUCGAGUGGUUGCAGGAGUGGCUCUGUCUCCACGUUUCUGCACACUUUACUGAUGUGUGAUAUCAGAAGAUCUCGGAUUGUAUCAUGUCUCUGAGCUACAAAACCUCCCUUCUUACAUGACAACGCAUGGUUGACAGUAAACAUUUCUCCACAAGCACAGUAAUUAGGGAGAUUAGGCACAGGGAGGUUGUAGCGAAGGCAAAGGGAGUCCCUAAACUCCUGCUUCUUCAAAGCCAGUCCGUGUUCUUCGAUUGGAAUAGCGUUCAGCCACGAGCUGACACCCUUGUCCCUUGUCUGCUGCACCGCUUGGAGUAGAUCAGGAGAUCAGGAUUCGUCAAUCCUGUCAAUCCGGGACUUUGCAGCGGCCCUCCUUUUAGCAUUGAUUUCACACUUCCUUUCCUCCAUCAGCCCUCGUGCUGGAAUGGUGGAGCUUUGAUAUUUAAUUUUGAAUUGACGUUUGAUAUUUAAUAUUGAAUUCACGUUUUCAACACGUUUAGGAAUUUAAAAUAGUAUUCAUUGAAGUAGACUCAGGUUAACCUGGUACUUGUUGUAGUUCUGAAAAAUGUGUAUUAACGAUUGUUAUUAACGAUUUUGAGAACAACGCAAGAAAAUAAAAUUUUAAAGUGUCCUUUUCUCUUGAAGCUGUCAUGUUUUUUUUAGGCCUCGGAUUCCGGUCUUAGGCUGUUUCCUAACAGUUUUUUUUGUUUAUAUCUCGUAGGAGGAUUGACAGGCUCAGCUAUUGUGGGAAAUGAUGUUAGCUACUUAACAUAUUUGACCACUUGGCUCAAACCAGUCUCGAGCAAAUCUUCACGAUGGAGACGCUGUUGGCGUGCGUCCGUGGACGGCUGGGCUGCCAGUACUUUUCACGGCCGAUGCGACCAUAAAGGACCAACUGUAACAAUAAUAAGAGUCGGGGGGAAGUACAUAUUUGGAGGGUAUACCAGCCUCUCUUGGGGUAAGUGGAAUCACUUUCGUUACGGCUUACCAUCAGACAUUUGUGAAUUAUUAGGAGCUUAAGCAACGACGACGGGGAGGCCAGCGAAAACAUCACUUAGGGCCUGUUUAGGUGGAGGUGGGAGACCCUAGGUAGGUGAGGUACCCCCCCUUCCAACAGGCCCUUAAAAAUUGCAUUCAGGCUGCGUUUCAAACUUUAUUCCUAGUAUCGCCCUUAUUCCAUCUCGUUCAAUUUGCCAAAUGUUGGCAAAGUUCUUUUUUCGGGGUUAAAUUCCAAAGCUCCCCGUCAAAGUUUAGAAAAAGGAAUAAAAAUCGUUGUCUUACGUUCAGGUACUCCUUGGAACGUGAAAUUAGGACGUUUCACGUCGUAGUCGUGCAACGUCAUGGUAAAUAAUUUUCGUUCCGACUCGUUGCGGUAGCUGUCAUCCUUGACGGCCUUGACGGACAACGAUCAAUUAAAAUAAAUAAGGAGGGGAACGAAAUUUUUUUAAGCUCAGUUUUUUUUUUUUAAUCCCCGGCAUUUCUCUUAUUAUCCUUUUUUUUUCCAUCACAACGUAAUGCACAAGUUUUUUUUUCUCUUGUUGCAACAAAUUUGGAAUAUAGAGCAGGAGAAAGACAGAGAAAAAGAGAAAGUAGGCGGCAGGCCAGCGAAGCUCAACGAGAAAAAGGGCGACAGAGGUCUAGAGCGAGAGAUAAAAAACAGAGGAGACCUUUUUUUUUUGUUGGAAGAACAACAUGAAAAUUUUGUAGCGACGGUGACAAAAUGGGAAAUGCCAGUGGCCACCAAUGCAAGGUGAAAAUGAGCGGGUAGUGAAAAAAAAGUUCAACGAGAACACGUACGACAUUUCCUCCUCCAUAAAACGUGUAACCAAGAAGUUUCUGCAAGUUUCACGUUGUAGUGGUGCAAAACAACGGCAAAGAAUGUACAAAAAGAGCGCAAAGUUGCUAUUUUUGCUAAUUAGACCGAUUGCUAUUUUUCACCGUUCUCCGGCGUUGCCUUCUCGCUUAGCACUACACGAUUUUAUAUUUUGUUUGAACAAACCAGGGGCGGAUCUAGGGGAGGGUGCAGGGGGUGCGCCCCCCCCCCCGAGAUGACCUGCGGUUUUCUAAUACAAUUGGUAUUCUGCAAAAAAAAACUAUGUGGUUUAUUGGUGUUGAAGUAGAGCAAGAGACGAGUGCACCCCCUCCUAAAAAAAAUCCUGGAUCCGCCUCUGCAAACUAUAAAUAUUAUCGAGAGCUUCGCUUUUGACCCUGGCUAAAUCUAUCUACUAUUUAUAUUUACCACUAAAACUCUAGAGGGAAAUAACAACGGAAAAUUUUAACAAAGGUCACACGAAGCCGUUCACGCUUUCCCUUCAGUGAAAACUGCGACAAUUUGUCCUGCGACUUGCUAAGGGAAAGAUGCAAAUACUGGACAAAAAUUGCAAUGCAAAUUCCCACCCUUGAGUUUGGUUCAUCAAAAUGUAAAUUAAUGACAAUAUUCGCACUGAAUCAAUGUACUAUUCAUGCUAUUCAUGGAAGUAUGUAUGGUCCGCAUUAGUUUGGGAAAAUUAGCCUAACGUCAAAAGAGUAAAUGUAAAGCCGAAUUUUUGGCCGGUUUGUACACUAGUAGGUUUGUCUUGAAAUUUCAAGGUGUUGCAGUGAAUCAAUCUCAAUAUUGAAGAUUAUUUGAUGAGGUUGAAAAAGAAUUCUGUCGAGCCGUUCUAUAGAGAGAUACAGAAAAGAGCUAAAAGUCAAAAUUUAGAAGAAAAUUGCACUUAAACAGGUAGUGAGAUAACUGGUUAGUUUUCAGGAUGGCAUGAAAGAAAAUACGCCAAAAUUUCCAAGCAGCAAAAUAUGAUAUUAAACAACAUUCUGAUGCUACUUAAGACAAAUUUAUAUUAUUUACAACCCUUUUUACUAAACAAUUUAUCUCGACUAUUGAAAAUAUAAAGUUUGUAAUAUAUUUACGUUUUAUUUGAAAUCAAAUAUACAAAUUUUUUUAUUUCUUACGGAGGUUAUUUGCUAAACGCCACAAGUUCCUGGUGUCGGAUUUUCAGUAGCAGGCCUAAAUCGCUGAAAAUUCGGCUAUUAUUGAUUUCAUUUUUUUUGUGUAUUGUUGCCAUAGUGAUAUCGAUUUUACUUAAAAAGUCCAAAGUCAGUAAGUGUUGAAAAUUUCAUAGCCAUCGAACAAGGAUAAAACGACUUUUAAGGCGAUUGAAAAAUAUCGGUAUGGUCUCCGAAAAAACUGUACCGAAACACCUUGAGUGACAACCCCAUACAGGGGACACAAAAUUUGGUCCGGGAAAGACGUCCACAUGAUCUUUAUAUCUGUUACCUAUAUUGAAGGGACACCUCUAUUUAAGGGAAAGGGACAGGUUUUCUUGGUCCUGAAACCUGGGUUUAACCUCCAUUCAGGGGACACCUUAGCACUCAAAACGUGACUGACCACAAAGAAGGUUGAUAUCUUUAAGUGUACACUAAUGACCAUGAUGGCAGCUUUCACAAACUGAACUAUCUCAUUUACAUCGAUAUACUGCAAUAUUUUCUUUCGUCUUAGCUUUUUAAAUAAGAAGCAGUUUCUUCCUUCCAAAAGUAAAUACUUAAGUAAGAAUAAAAUUAGUUUUAAAAUCACACUUUUCAUCGAUCUUUGCUAAGGAACUUAAUCUACUAUUAUUAGUUAUCAGUAUAUUUUCUUGUGUGUAUGAAUUCGAAUUUUUGAACGAAGUCUGUACAUUGGUCAUCUUUUUCAUUUCUUAUUUUCCCGACAGGUUACCGCUGCCAUUUUCAUUAUGAUUCCCAGGCAUUCCUUUUCUCGCUGGUGAACAAGCCAGGAUGGGCACCUCUGAAACUGCCUCAGACAGGGACAUAUAGUUAUUACAACAGCCAUUCAAUAUACGACUGCUCGUCUUAUGGACCUACUUUCGGUGGAGGCCAUGACAUUACCAUUUUCGAGUCAUCUAGUAGCAUUUUCUAUACCAACCUUGACUAUACUUACAGCACACCAAGUGGGUACAGCUAUGGAAGCACCUUCACCCAGACAUUUCUGGCAGGCACUUAUUAUUUUACUCCAGACGAAGUAGAAACAUUUUACGAAACAACCUAA